UGUUGAACGUUUGUUGUUGUUUUGAGGUGUUGGCAACUAACUGCAACGAAACCGGUGCCGAUUAGCUAAUGUUCCAUUCCUAACCCAUCGAUUGCCCAUCGAUGGUAUUUGUUAAGUUUUGUAAAACUUUAAUAAAGCAAGAAACUGUACAAUGUUUUGGCACAUAUUUUUACUCGUUUCCGGUAUAAAGCUGCUUUUUAUUCCCGCCUACCGUUCCACAGACUUUGAGGUACACCGUAACUGGUUGGCCCUAACACACAGCUUGCCUCUCUCACGAUGGUAUUACGAGAAAACGAGCGAAUGGACACUCGAUUAUCCACCAUUUUUUGCCUACUUUGAAUGGUUCCUCUCGCAGGUGGCCAAAUCGUUCGAUCCACGAAUGCUGGACGUGAAGAAUCUCAACUAUGCCUCCGAGCAAACAAUUGUCUUCCAAAGGUUCUCGGUCAUUGUGACCGACGUCAUCUACGCACUGGGCGUUCGUCGUUGUCUGCGUGCAUUAACGGCAGGCAAUGGGAAUCCGUCCCGUUCCAUGCUUAUCGGUGGUGCGCUUCUGCUCGGCAAUGCCGGCCUACUCAUGGUAGACCACAUCCACUUCCAGUACAAUGGGUUCCUGUUCGGUGUGCUGCUGCUUAGUAUCGGUGCACUGAUGGAAAACCGACCACUACAGGCAGCAUUAUUGUUUGCGGCGUUGCUGAACUUAAAACAUAUCUUCAUCUACGUGGCCCCCGUUUAUAUGGUUUAUUUGGUACGAUUUUAUUGCCUGCGCGAUUUCACCAUCGGGCAGGCGCUGGUCAAGCUAAUCAAACUCGGUACCAUUGUGCUGGGCGUCUGUUUACUAUCGUUCGGUCCAUUCUACGAACACAUUCCACAGGUCCUUUCCCGGCUGUUUCCCUUCAAGCGUGGCCUGACGCAUGCCUACUGGGCACCUAACUUUUGGGCUCUGUACAAUACCGCCGAUAAAGCGCUAGCCGUAACGCUUGGUAGAGUGACCAAAGUGUCCAGCACUGGUGGAUUGGUACAAACAUUCGAACACACCGUUCUACCAUCAAUAUCUCCCGCAGUAACGUUUGCACUCACAGGUUUGUUUAUGGUUCCGGUUCUUCUUAAACUAUGGACACUGAAAUCAUCCCCAUCGUCGACUGUCCCUCUUGGACGUUGCUUUGUACGGGCAAUCGUUCUAUGUGGUUGCACUUCUUUCCUUUUCGGUUGGCAUGUGCACGAGAAAGCCAUCCUGAUGGUGCUGAUUCCGCUGACAUUGCUUGCCACUGGCAACGCCAGUGAUGCCCGUUGGUCCAUUUUUCUCGCUAUCGUAGCACAUUAUUCAUUGUUUCCGCUGUUGUUUAAACCGGAGCUCACGCUAGUUAAAAUAAGUUUGCAUGUAGUUUAUACCGGCCUAAGUGUACUGUUGCUAAAGCUGCUUCACCGUGGAACAUUCUUUCGGACAGUGGAGUUCCUUUAUUUGGCUGGAUUUCCUGUUCUUUGCACGUACGAAAACGUCGUACAUGGGGCAAUAGGGUUACGGGAUCGGUUACCCUUUUUGCCCCUUCUACUAACCAGUGUGUACUGUGCCGUUGGUGUGUUGUACUUUUGGGUGUCUUACCAACUGUCCUUUCUGCGCACGAAUGGUGGUGAAAUAGUCCCCGAAAAGAAAAAGACUAAGUGAACACGUAGAGGGAACGAGCAAUAAAACAAAAACCAAUGACUGAUAAAUUUACACUUAAA
Molecule: messenger RNA, 1722 nt
Organism: Anopheles funestus (African malaria mosquito)
Lineage: Eukaryota; Metazoa; Arthropoda; Insecta; Diptera; Culicidae
Gene: xit
Product: probable dolichyl pyrophosphate Glc1Man9GlcNAc2 alpha-1,3-glucosyltransferase
Exons: 3
Coding region: 152-1663 (503 amino acids)
Biological process (GO): protein N-linked glycosylation
Cellular component (GO): endoplasmic reticulum membrane
Molecular function (GO): dolichyl pyrophosphate Glc1Man9GlcNAc2 alpha-1,3-glucosyltransferase activity
Source: RefSeq, a predicted model, not a curated record